This is a messenger RNA of Ceutorhynchus assimilis (cabbage seed weevil), 1912 nucleotides long. Lineage: Eukaryota; Metazoa; Arthropoda; Insecta; Coleoptera; Curculionidae. The record is from the annotation of a GenBank genome assembly.
UGAUGUACGCCUAGAAUUUUUAACAUCGACUAUUUAUAUCCGCAGUUAAAAAUACACAUUCUAAAUAUAUGGCUUUCGGUCGAAACAGUAUUGCACAGAAACCCACUCAAAACGCGAGUUUAUUCUCCGGAUUGUCUUGGUGGAUUUUUAGUUAAUAACUUUUCAAAUAAUUUAAAAAAGUGUCAGCCAGGAAAUUAUAAUGAAAGUGCCUAACGUUAUAACACCGAGUUGCAGCCUUGCCCAAACCAAAAUUGGACGUGUUGCGUGGUAGUGGCGAUUUAUUAGUCAAAAGUUAUUUACAAACUUAAUUUAAUUUUUAGUGUUAGUGAGAUCGUUAAAAUGUCGCAAGCUCAACAGUUAAAACGCAGUCAAAAAACGGAUUUUUCUCCCGGUCCUCCCGGUAUCCUAAUGCGGGAAAGAAGUUUCGUAAAACCUAAUCGGGAUUCCUUGAAACGUCGCAGUCAAACAAUGGCCACAAUAAGAGCGGGUAAACCAACAAUGGAAAUUUAUAGACCACCCAAUGUUAGAACUGACAUACCUCCAGGCAAGUUAAACGUUCAUGCAAAAGAAUUUACUAUGAAUGAACUUCAAGCAUCUAAAUCCAGUGGCAAUCUUCAUUUAGCCAUGGGUUUUGAACCAAUGCCUCUGCAACAUUCUAAAUCAAGUGGAAAUAUUUUACGGCACGUGAAUCACCCGGGAUUUAUCCCAAUCCUUCCUGCAGGAAUGCCCUUGCCUCUUUUACAUUCAGCUUCAGCUGCUCAACUUAUAGGAGCAAUGCAAAGACCUAACUAUCAUCAGUACGCGCCAGAAUUACUUGCGCAUCCUGUAUUUUCUGGACAAAACCACCCACAACAAAUGUAUCAUCAAAAUAAUUGGGCACCUAAUAACUAUCAGAAUAAUCCUCCUGCAUCAGCUCCUUCACCUUCACUGAAACGAUCGAAAAGCUUAGGAGCUUCAGACUCCCAAAAUCUUGUAACCAAAUUAAAAAGUAUAGUUAAAGAAGACAUUGACAUUCAAGUAUUUGCUGAAGAAGAUCAGGCAAACAUUAAACAAGCAAUGGAUGAUCCCAAUCAACUACCUUCUAGGACUUUAAUGGACUUGGUAAAAAUAAUAAUGGAAAAAGCAGUGGAAGGCAUUAAAUAUAGUGAGUCAAUAGCCAAGUUGUGCGUUACAAUAAUAGAAGCAGAAAAAAACCAAACGUUCCUUGAGUCAUUAUUGAACACUUGCCAACAAUGGUAUCAAGAAAAAGACAAAAUUUUAAGGGGCAUCAAAGCAGGAGACGGCACCAGAUUUACAGCCUUUAUGUGGUUCCUAACAGAGCUUUAUGGUCUACUCAAACGUCAACAAAUCAAAGAAAAUCAAGAAUUACUUCAACCGGAACUAGUGCUCCUCUCAGUCUUAGCCAAAUGUUGUCAAGCAUGCGUAAGCUUACCAAUCAAAUGCUUAUCGGAAAGUGAAUGUUUGUUUUUUGUUUUGACGUCUAUCGGACGCGAUUUGGAAUCGGAAAUUCCACAACAACUCGAACUGCUAUUGGCCAGUGUCCGCGACGGAUUUUUGGCAAGCGCCGGUUCGGCAAGCGUGAGACGUACUUUGCUUCAAUUGAUCGAGUUGCACGCUUCAAAUUGGCAAUUGCCAGGAUCGUCCGUGCUGUAUUAUUAUCCGAGAAUAAAAUAACGGACUUUGGGAAUGACAGGUUAUGAUGAUAUUGGAUUAUGUGGACUGAAACUAUGAAGUGAUAAUUUAUAAGUCAAUUUAUUUUUCUUGGCAACUUGAGCAUUAUUUUAUUUGGAUCGUAUGUGCCAUAAGUAUAGGUUUUUCUUUGUCAAGAUUUUUCACCAUUAUUGGAAACUUUUGCAAUUGCUUUGAAAUAAUUUUUUGUACUUAUCCGCAUUAAAGGUAAGAUAUUAUAUUA